Molecule: messenger RNA, 372 nt
Organism: Olea europaea var. sylvestris
Lineage: Eukaryota; Viridiplantae; Streptophyta; Magnoliopsida; Lamiales; Oleaceae
Exons: 2
Coding region: 1-372 (123 amino acids)
Source: RefSeq, a predicted model, not a curated record
AUGGGAUUACUCGUUCAAGAGACCAUUGAUGGAACCAUGAUCACAUUUAAUAUAGCACGGUGUGACCUUGGCGCUAGCGUUAACUUGAUGCCCUUAUCAAUGUUCAAAAUGUUGUGUCUUGGAGAAGUGAAAUCCAUAACCCUUACCUUGCAACUAGCAAAUGAAUCAAUUAUAUAUCCCAAUGUAUUUGUGAAGGCCAAUAAGUUCAUCUUUCCAGUAGACUUUGCGGUGUUGGAUAUGGAGGAGGAUGAAAAAGUACCAUUGAUUUUUAGUCGACCUUUCUUGGCUACUGGAAGAACAUUGAUUGAUGUCCAGGAAAGAAAGUUCACACUGCAGGUUAAUGAAGAGCAAGUUUCAACAUCCAUCAAGUAG